Messenger RNA from Pieris brassicae (large cabbage white), 2025 nucleotides. Its product is annotated as organic cation transporter protein-like. The record is from RefSeq and is a predicted model, not a curated record. Bases 166 to 1653 code for a protein of 495 amino acids. Lineage: Eukaryota; Metazoa; Arthropoda; Insecta; Lepidoptera; Pieridae. Gene Ontology annotation, cellular component: membrane. Gene Ontology annotation, biological process: transmembrane transport. The transcript is spliced from 4 exons. Gene Ontology annotation, molecular function: transmembrane transporter activity.
ACGAACGAUAGUGACAGUGCUGCGCGGGCGCAUAAGCGAAAACGACUCACCAGGAACGGCUGUUCAGUCUGUUAGUAGUGUUUGCCGUAGUAAGCGUAUCUCAAUGGAUUAGUCUCGUGAUCGUAAGUGAUAACUUGAGUGCCGAAGAACGAUAACAGACACAAAAUGGAUCAGCAACAAAAAGAUCAGGAAAUGCCUGAUUCCGGCCAGAAACUUGACGCCAUUCAGAAAGCGAUAGGAUCCUUCGGCAAAUAUCAGUUUUUCCUAUGUUUUCUUAUGUUCCUUGUCAAGUUUCCCGUAGCCUUCCACCAAAUGGCAAUAAUAUUUUUGGCUCCAAAGACUGAUUAUGUUUGCUUGGAUAAUGACCUCCAAAAUACUUGUCCAUGCUCAAAUCCCGAAUAUGAUAAAUCGGUAUUCACAAAUACAAUUAUAAUAGAAUGGGACUUGAUUUGUGAGAAGAAAUGGUUGUCGAGUUUUACACAAACCCUUUUCCAAUUGGGUACUUUGAUAGGUAGUGUUGUGUUUGGAAUGGCAUCUGACAGGUAUGGAAGAAAAAAUCCCUUGUUAGCAGCAGUUGUUUUACAAUUAGUGAUGGGAUUGGUUGCAAGUUUCCUACCGGAAUUCUGGUCUUUUACAUUUGUUCGAUUUUUAGUUGGAGCGUCAGUGGGAGGAACAAUGGUUACGAGCUUUGUAAUUAUUAUGGAAAGCGUCGGUUCCCAAUAUAGGCACGUGAUUUCAGCCCUCUAUCAAGUGCCUUUUAAUACGGGUCAUCUGCUCCUACCUGUCUUCGGAUAUUUUAUAAGAAGCUACGACAAAUUUCAGCUCGCUAUUACCAUUCCCAACAUAGUUCUAUUGUCGUUCUUUAUUCUUGUAACUGAUACACCCAGAUGGUUGAUUGCAAUGAAAAGGACAGACGAGGCUGUAAAAAUAAUAGAGAAAGCAGCAAAGAUGAAUAAUCUACCCACGGAAAAUUUAGCUCAAAAAAUAGGAGAAUACCAAAAGGAAAUAGAGAAAAAUAAUUUAAAAAAAGGCAGUAUUCUGGAUUUAUUUCGGACACCAAAUUUGCGGAAGAACAUACUGGCGAUGUCGUUUAACUGGUUAACGUGCAGUUACUGCUUCUACGGUGUUUCGCAAUAUGUUGGACAGCUGGGUGGCAAUGUGUUUGUCAAUGUAGCUGCUAGUGCCAGCGUUACUAUCUUAGGAACACUUUGUUCUAUUCCUUUGAUGAAGGUAAUGGGCCGUCGGACUAUUUUGAUAGUAUUCAACUUUAUCUGCGCGGGAGUUUUAAUAAUUCUCUCUGUGCUACCUUCCGGAUCCUGGUCUGUUGUGUGUGCUUGUGUUGGCGUUGUCUCCAGUUUUGUGGUGUUUGUAGUUGUCUACCUGCACUGUACUGAGUUGUUCCCUACAGUGGUGCGCAAUGCUGCUAUAGGAUUUUCUUCCAUGAUGGCUAGAGUGGGUUCAAUGGUAGCGCCAUUUGUCGUGGGACUUGGUGAUACGUCGCCAGUCUGGGCAGCCCUCACGUUUGCAGUAGUACCAUUGUGUGCCGGAUUUGUUUCUAUUUUGUUGCCGGAAACGAAAGGGAUUGAACUAAUGACGACGUUGGAAGAGGGAGAAAAUUUUGGAAAGAAGACAAAGAAUGUAGUCCAAAAGUGAUGAUUUAAUGCAUAUAUUUUUGUAAAUAUAUUGAAACAUAGUAAAGCAACUAUUUAUAUAAAAAUGAUAUGUUGUUGCCUUUUUUAAUUUAGAACCAAAAAUACUUAUGUUAAUAAGUAGUUAAUAAGUAUUGUUGUGGUGACUCAAAGUUAAUAAAAAUAAAAAUGACAAUGAGAAAAAUGGCACAUAUAGUAUUGUUAAUUUUAUUUCGUACAAUGUUUGCUUUUAAAUGCGUAGUAGUAUAUUUAAUAUUUUAUAUAAUUUUGUAGCCUUCCAACAUACAUAUGGUUGUAUAUGGAACCGUGUGUAUCUAUUUAGGCAAAUGCUCACUUAUAAACAUUAGAAGAAAACAUUAAACAUUUCAAUUUACUA